Molecule: messenger RNA, 3994 nt
Organism: Pseudoliparis swirei
Lineage: Eukaryota; Metazoa; Chordata; Actinopteri; Perciformes; Liparidae
Gene: rassf5
Product: Ras association domain family member 5
Exons: 6
Coding region: 87-1709 (540 amino acids)
Biological process (GO): signal transduction
Cellular component (GO): nucleus
Source: RefSeq, a predicted model, not a curated record
CGCACUGGUACACGCUCCAAGCUGCCGCACACAAUACACACGCACAAACAUACACCCGCGCGCGCGCACUACAAGGAAACAGGAUAAUGGCGUCUGUGAGUGUGGUGGGGCAGCACCCGGGUCCGCACAGACUGGACUCGGAACCGCUGCUCUUCAAACUGGCCAGAGGCAGAAAGAAAAUCACCCUGCCGAGGAAGUCGUCCUGGGAGAAGAUGAUUUUCAGGAGAAGCGGGGAAUGCGGGUCGUCCGCAACGGGAGGGCAAUCGGGAGCUCAUCCCUUGUCUCCGGGACCAGCUGGAGAAACAACAGCGAGAGGAGGGAUGAUGCCGGGUGAAGGAUGCGGAGCUCCUGCGCCACGUAGCAUGGACCAGGACCGAAAGAAGGGCAGCACGGACGGCGACAAGCGCACCGCAGCCGGAUCUGAAGAAAGCCAAACUGGGCACAUCCACAGUGACUCCAGCCCUGAUACAGUUAGUCGGAGAGGGACUUCGCUCAAGGGCUCGAGCAUCAACGUCAUGCCAAGCGGAGCGGUUACUAAUGGACACAAAGGAGCGCACCGAGACGCGUCACGCGGGAGACGGGACACCUGGAGCGGAGACAGCGGUCGUCAGAGCAUCUCCUCCUCGGUGCCACCAGAAGCACACGCCGGCAGUCUACCGCUGGAGCGGCUUACACAGGGCAGGACUGGAGUGGUCAAGCUGGCCCGCACCGAGCCUCCCCGCCGGGAGGCCUGGUCCAUCUUCCCCCGGGGGGUGGAUCCUCGUGUGAAGACCGAGAAGGGUGAAGGACAUCUAUUCGAGUCCAAGCCCUGUACACGCGACUGGUGUGACGCCUGUAGCCGUCAGAUCACUGCACAAACACUCAAGUGUCAAAAUUGUAGCUAUACUUGUCACCUGGAGUGUGAACGCCAGGUCCAGCUGGACUGCAACCGGAAGGACAGAGAGACGGAAGAAACUCCAUCUCCCAGAAGACGCUGCUCCUCUGCAGCCACUCGGCACAAGCAGAAGGAAGUAAAGGACGAAGGUGAGAGAGGAACCAGGGACUUGUCAGAUGAAGAGGUGUGGACAAGGAUUGAAGAGUAUAACGCUCAAGUCUCUGCAAAUGGCAUGAAACUGGCUUCAGAUGGAUCCUACACAGGCUUUAUUAAGGUCCAUCUGAGGCUCAGUCGACCAGUCACAGUCCCCGCUGUCGAGGCGGUGGAAUCAGAGGGAGCGUCCAGGCCGACGGCUGGCUGUACUCAUGCACCGUCAGAGGGCCAGGAAUGGACGGACUGUGGGCAGAGCGAAAAGAGGACAUCCUUCUACCUACCAUGUGACUGUGUGAAGCAGCUCCACAUCAGCUCUGUGACCACCACCAGAGAGGUCAUCCAGGGCUUGCUGAAGAAGUUCAUGGUGUUGGACAAUCCUCGUAAGUUUGCUCUGUACAGGCAGGCACACCGAGAUGGACAGGAUCUGUUCCAGAAGCUUCCUCUGAGUGAGCGCCCUCUUCUUCUUAGGUUGAUAGCCGGGCCUGACCCAGAGCAGCUCAGCUUUGUCCUGAAGGAAAAUGAGACUGGAGAGGUGGAGUGGCAUGCGUUCUCUGUCCCUGAGUUACAAAACUUCCUGGUAAUCCUGGGGAAAGAGGAGGCGGAGCGUAUCCGGGUAGUGGCGCAAAAAUACGCUGUGUACCGACAGAAACUACAACAGGCCCUUCAACAACAUGACCCCUAACCUCUUCAUCUGAUACCUUACGACCUUAACCCAGGGAGAGACUGACCCUUUGAAUGCCGACCCGCUCAAGACCCGUGAUCUAUUCAGAAACUGGAGCCAGAGCUGAGCUUGUCUCCACACUACACACACAUAAACACAUAAACACAUAAACACCCAAACAUACAGUACAUCCACACACAUCCACACAGAUGCAUACGCUUUCUCAGGACGCAUACAAGCCCCACCCACACAUCCACUCCCUGAGGAAAGAAUAAAGGUUGAAAGCAACGUAAAAGGCUACAGGGUGUGUGGUCUGAUAACUGAUUGGGCUAGCAGUAUUGCCAAGGACACACACAAGAAGAUCACAGCAACAUAAGAUCUGAAACUUGAGAGAUCACAUUCGGAACUGAUAUGAAUCAUUAGUGUUUUUAAAGAUUUUCUUUUCUUCUGCUACAUCUGCUGCUGCUACUGCAAGUGUUACUUAUGCAUGAGUCUCUCUCAGAUCAGCCCCCUGCACAUAUAGAGCUAAAAGUAAAAUAGAAGGUUUCUUUUGGAUGGAAGGACAAUCAUACGGAGUGUUCUUUUUAAUAGUUUUUUCUUGGAAUUGAUGUUUAGGGUUUUCACCUGAUGUAUUAUAUCUCAACUGAAAUAUAAAACGUGUGGAUUUGAAGGGAGAUGUUUGGUCAUGGCUUGAGGCAAAUGGCUGUGUUAUGCUUGGGAUGUUAGCAAAAGAAAGAAUGGUAAGAUAAGAAAGUGAGAUCCAUUCUCAGAUUUUUCUCAGGGAGCAUGCGUUGAGCAAAGAGAAAACCUAAAAGAGGCAAGAAAAUCAAUACAACACCCUAUUUCAGCCAACUUUGUCCCAAAUCCCCGCCUUUUUUAUUUUCCUACUUUAAUGCCAUGUGAAAAGACACUUUCAGGUGCUUCGCUGAAAGACCCAGUUACAAAUACUCUCACCACACACAAACCUAACUCUUCUCAGAUGAUAACAGUGAUUUUAUUUGACCUUCCUAAAUCCCCAUACAACCAACUUUGCAUGGACUGCUGAUUGAGGCAAUCCGCAUAUCUUUACAGAUUUGACACUUUAUUGUAAAAGUGAUUUUACACUGUUAUUAUAUGGGUUGUAUUCGAAUGUGAGGAUUUAUUUUACCAAAGUUGUGAAGAACAGAUUUAUUAAAAGGAUUUCAAAGGGAUAGCAGACAUUUAGAAUUGUAUCUAAUUAAAGGUGGUGUAUUAAAAAAAAAAAAAAAACAGCUUCUGUUUUGCACAUAUAGAUGCAGGUCACUGCAUAGCCCACAUCUCUGUGGGUGGGCAUGCAUUUCUGCUUCUCUUUUCUUUUGAUCUCUCCAUGUUACGCUCCAAAAAAAGAAACAAAGUACAUACAAUUCAUGAUAAUGGCUAUGAUGUACCAAUGACGUGUUUGCAAUGCAUAUGUAUUAUGUAGACACUGGAAAAAGAGUGACAAGGUUGAACUUUGUUGUUAUUACAUUGAUUAUUAAUAUAUUUUAGUAUCAUUCCGACCGGUUAGUGUGUGUGUGUGUGUGUGUGUGUUUGCGUGCACACCCAUCUAGGGCAAGGAGAAUAAUGUGAAUUGUGUUUUAUAAUGAGCAUCUGUAUGUUGUCAGUGCUCCCUCGUUGGGCCUCACUUAUCAAGUAUUAAAACAUGCAUUGAGUACACAUGUAAUAUCACAUAUCACAACUGCAAAUUAAGUUGUUUUGGAAAAGAUAUGACAUUCACAUAUCAUAAAACGAGUGCAUUGAACCAAAAAAAUUCUUAUUCAUCUUUUAUGUAAUACAAUAGAAAUACUGAAAAAUGAGGCCCGUUGUCCAUUAGCACAUGCUUCUAUGUUGAUUCUUUUUUUUAACACCACCACCCAAAGCCCGAGCUGUUCCUGCUGGCAGUGCCUUUUGUUUCAUGUGCCCCUGUGGAUCUAUGUAAGGUGUGUUUCAGCACACAGGUGCCUGAGUAUGUGUGGGUGCUUUUGCAUAUGUGCAAAUCUGUGUUUCUUGGGUGGUGUUGCAAAUGUCAUUGUUCUUUCUUUCCACGACCCUUCAUACAUGUGUCUUUCCAAAAACCUUUUGUAUGGGUCGGUGUGUGUGUGUGUGUGUGUGAGUGUGAGAUUGUGGUACGUGUUAUUUAUUUCAUGGUCCACCUCAUUCCUAUGAUAUUAUCUCAAGUAUGAUGAGACUCAAUGCUUAAUUCUGCAAUUCAUUUUGUUUAAUUUGAAGAAGUGUGUGUAUAAAUAUAGCAGUAGAACUGUACAUAAUAUCACAAUUAAAUAAAAAGGUCAUCCCUUUAUUGAAAUCUU